This is a messenger RNA of Setaria italica (foxtail millet), 891 nucleotides long. RefSeq names its product PLASMODESMATA CALLOSE-BINDING PROTEIN 2. Bases 102 to 653 code for a protein of 183 amino acids. NCBI's taxonomy places the organism in Eukaryota, Viridiplantae, Streptophyta, Magnoliopsida, Poales, Poaceae. The record is from RefSeq and is a predicted model, not a curated record. The transcript has 3 exons.
CCCAUCGCCCUCCUCCCCUCCCACAUUCCCUUCUCACCACCUUUCCUCUCCCCGGCCGCCGUCCUCUCUGUCCUCCGCUCCGUCCCCUCCUCUCCCACCACAUGCUGCGGCGGCGCGGGUGCCUCCCCGCGGCGCUGUUGUGGCUCGUCGCCGUGGCGUUGGCGGCGCUCUUGGCGCGGCCGGCGGGCGCGGCGUGGUGCAUCGCGCGGAGCGGGGCGUCGGACAAGGCGCUGCAGUUGGCGCUGGACUACGCGUGCGGGCCCGCCGGCGGCGCCGACUGCGCGCCCAUCCAGGCCAGCGGCCUCUGCUACCUGCCCAACACCCUCGCCGCGCACGCCUCCUACGCCUUCAACUCCAUCUUCCAGCGCUCCCGCGCCGCGCCGGGGGCCUGCGACUUCGCCGGCACCGCCACCGUCACGCUCACCGACCCCAGUUAUGGAUCAUGCACCUACCCUUCAUCUCCAAGCACCGCCGGGCAGUCAGGUUCAACAUCCUCCAUCCCUGGCACCACGUUUAAGUCACCACCGGGCACUGGAGGACUGAGCACACCUGACAUCGAUUCAACCGACUCCAAUGCUGAAGCUCCAGCUGCCGCAUCCUUCUUGUCUCUUGCUCUGUCCUGUUUCAUGUACAUGUUCUUGCACUUGUGGUGAUGCAUGGACGAUCUAGUUAGAGUUUUAGACUCUGUAGAGCAUUGCCAUGUUGCAUUUGCAUCAUGAUAUAAGAGACACCACAACAGUUUUGUCUCAGGGGAUUGGUUGGUUGGUGGUAGCGGUUGUAACCUGCCGUUCAAGUGAAAGGCAAGAGUGCCGUCAGUUGGAUUCCCAGAGGUCAGAGGUGAUUCUCUGCUGAUUUCAGCAGCACCUCUGCCAAACGGUUUUUCAGAAAGAA